Molecule: messenger RNA, 3225 nt
Organism: Enterobius vermicularis (human pinworm)
Lineage: Eukaryota; Metazoa; Nematoda; Chromadorea; Rhabditida; Oxyuridae
Source: the annotation of a GenBank genome assembly
AUGGUCUUACAGACUGCAAUGCAUAAAGCGGCUUUCCUGUCCUCUGUUGAAAAUGUUCGCUGCCUGUUGGAACUUGGUGCAUCACCAAAUUAUCGUGAUCCGUUGGGUUUAACACCAUUAUACUAUAAUAUGCUAACAGCGGAUUCAAAACCUGAUGUUGCUGAAAUGCUUCUAAAAGAUGCAGCAGAUAUAUCGGUUACCGAUAUGCACGGGAAUCAUGAAAUUCAUCAGGCAUGCAAAAAUGGUUUAAUGCAACAUGUUGAACAUUUACUCUAUUAUGGUGCAGAUAUCAAUGCACAGAAUGUGAAUGGAAAUACGCCGUUACACGUUUGUUCUGUCAACAACAGGGCUGAAUGUGCUCGUGUAUUGUUGUUUCGUGGUGCCGAUAGUACAAUUGUUAAUAAGCAGGGACAAACAGCUUUGCAUGUUGCACAUAUCGUUGGCAAUACCGGAGUUGUUGAAAUUAUCCAGAACCAUAAUCCGUCUACAGCCGUGCCAUAUCGUGGGAUUCCUGUCUAUAAUACAAAACGUCGAUUAACUUCUCUUACUUCUACGCUGGCAAGAAGAAGAUCAGUUAGUCAAAGCUCUAUGUGCAGUAUUAAUUCAGAAUAUGGUACCCCAAAAAUUAUUCGGCAACCUAGUCAGACAAUGGCAAGUCCUAGUCCUAGUCGGCUAAGUUCUGCACUAAGUGCUGCAGGUAGCGAGUGUGGUACAAUGAGGCGUUACUCACCAAAUGUAGUUAGGACAUCAUCGGAUGGUCAUGAGGUAAAUGUUCCGCGUAUUUUGGUGAUUCCACGUGGUCCAAAAGGUUUUGGUUUCAUCUUACGAGGGGCAAAAAGAACUGACGCUGAAAUGGAUUUUGAGCCUACACCGUUGAUGCCUGCCCUGCAAUUCUUUGAGGGCGUUGAUAUGUUGGGAAUGGCUAUGAAAGCAGGCCUCAGGCCUGGUGAUUUUCUCCUACAGAUCAAUGGUGUUGAUGUUCGCAGCGCAUCGCAUGAUCAAGUUGUUAGGCUAAUUCAGGCCUCUGGUGACACUAUCACAUUAAAAGUGAUUACUGUCGAUGCAAAUACAUACGGUACACCAUGUAUUGGUACUGCAAAAGUGUCAAAUAGGAGGAAUAUGUCAGCUUCGCAUCUGCCACCUGCACCUCCACUGCGGCAUCCAAAUACAAGCCUCUCUGUAGCCAGAGGAUCUCGAUAUCUUAAUCAGUACGACCAAUAUUCUGGUGAUAAUGGUGAGUCAGUUGUUUAUGGUUGUGGUGAUCCAUCAUAUUCGCAUAUUAUACCAUCAAAAUCAAUUGAAUCCUUGCCUGGAUGCUGCACCAUUGGUGAAGACCAGGUACGAUGUGCUUCUGUAAAGCAAAGGGCAUCUGCGUCACGGCGAAUUUCAGCAGCAGAAUUGGAGCAUUUGAUGCCUCCGAGAGUGAAAGAUUCUAUGGGAACUGUAACGGGUAUGAAAUUUACAUCUGUAGCUGACAUGAAACGUAAGAAACAACGGCAGAUGCCGCAACUGUCACCUCAACCUCCCUGUUUUGGCCUACCAAGGACACUUCAUCCUGUGCAAACACAGCAACCGCAGUCUUAUUCAUCGUCAUUAAAAAGUUUCAAUUCAUCGCCUGAUUUGCAGUUACGAGUUUUUGAUUCUUCCGAUGAAGCCCCAACUCCUUUGCCCAUUCCGGAAUCAAUUCGCAGAGGUUCCUCUGAUUCGCAGCAGUCGUCUGAAUAUUCGCGUCCGUUUCGACCCUCAAGUCGUCCCAAGACACCUCCCCCACCACCACCUCCUCCUACCUUUAACAGCAGUCAUUAUGCAGCUAGUCAACAAAUAACAGCACAAGUUUACUCGCAGUCCGAACUGCCUCGUGGAACACCUUAUUCUGACCAGUUAGAAAAAGCUUCCAUUAGUUCUUCUCCUUCAACAAUUAAAAAAGAAACAGCAUCAUUAGAUUCGGUGCCGUUAUGUAAUAAUUCAAUCCCACCGCCACCUCCUCCACCACCACCUCCUCCACCAUUACCGCCAGCAGAUAAUCCGCGAGGUUUCAAACCAGUGGCUUCUUCACAAAAUAGCUCGACAAGUACGAUCAAGAAAAAAUCUGUUGAGAAAGACUCGUUAGUACCAGGAGUGUCGAGCUUACCUGGAAUUAGCGCAGAAACUCUUUCCUGUGUCCGUUUAAAACCAGCUAUUCGGCGGGAACAGUCUGAUGGUGUAGUUAUCGCACCUCCACCUGAUUUCGACGCUGAUUUAAGGAAUGCUCUUGCUAAACGAAGAAGCAAGGUGUGUCACGAGGAAGAGGAAGAUAAUGAAAAGGCUAAAAAGGUUGUUUUUUCUCUUGAAAAUCAGUCAGGAGCAACAACUUUUAGUCGCUACGGUGGUUUGAGCCUCCGAGAAUCAGUUCGUGAAAAUGUUACUAAUCCUCCAAAGGGUACAAACAAAACUCAGCACUCUCCUCCAGGUUUCGCAAAUAAAAAAGAUAGCGGUUAUACCUCUUCAAGGACUUCCCUUGAGCCUUCCGAAUGUGGUGAGGAAGUUGGAGCAAAUAGUACGCUGAUAACGCAGAUGAAUGAUAGUUUGACGAAAAAUGAAAAUGAUACAGAUGCACAUUUUCCACCACCACCUGUUGAAUACCUAAAUGCUCCAGUGAAUGUUGACAGUGAUUUAAGUUCUAGCAACAGAGUGUCAAUAAUUAGUCAUCAACUUGAGGAGAACUAUGGAAAUGGUUUAUCAGCUUUUGGUAGUGCCACUAUGCAUAAGAAGAAAGUGCCUGUUUUCCGGAGCGCACAGCAAACCCUAAGUGAACAUGACACGAAUCUGCCAAAAGCAACAUCGUCGUUGUCAACCCUAAGCGGUUGUUCGGAUCGUAAUGUGGUCAACGCAUUCACAAAGUCGUCUCGUACACCACCGAUUGAUUACGAUGAUGAACCGGACAGUGGUACUGGAGAUUCCGACAAUGAUUCCCGGAAUGCGCAGGUAUCUCAAAAUAAUUCACAAAUCACAGUCAGUGGAUUUAAUGGGAAGGAGGUAAGCGAAUGGACAACUGACGAUGUAGCCGAAUGGUUGGAUUCACUGUUUUUGUCGGAACAUCGACCAAAAUUUGUGCAACAGUCGAUUACCGGCGAAAAGCUGCUUGCACGGGACAGGGCAUUUUUUACCCAAUUGGGUGUUACCCGAAUUGCUCAUCGGCAGCUUAUUGAACAGUCAAUAAGAAAUUUCACGGGCAAACGAAAAUAG